Sporothrix schenckii 1099-18 is the source of this 1476-nucleotide messenger RNA. RefSeq lists its product as uncharacterized. Bases 1 to 1476 code for a protein of 491 amino acids. The transcript is spliced from 2 exons. NCBI's taxonomy places the organism in Eukaryota, Fungi, Ascomycota, Sordariomycetes, Ophiostomatales, Ophiostomataceae. The record is from RefSeq and is a predicted model, not a curated record.
AUGGCAGUGGCAGCGUCCAGCCAGCAUAUCCCAGCCAACGACCGCCGUGUCAUCCACGCUCUAGGCAACUGGAUUAUCCGCAGGAACAUUUUGGACCGCGUAGACUCGGCUGAGCAGGCAUCCUUGGGCCUCACAUGCAGGCAGUUGAGGAGCAGCUUGGCUGGUGUGGCUGAUGUGCCUACACUGCGCUCGAAACUCACAGACCGUCAGUUUUUGGACGUUUUGUCUGUUAUUGCACGGGACUUGCCGGACCACUACGUGUGUGAGACAUGUUUACACCUGCACCAGGUCGCAAAUGAGAGCCACGCUCACGACACGGCACUCGUCGAGCAGGCAUCCAAAAAACACAGGAUCACUGAACCCAGACUCGAGCCGCGGUGCCGCCGCUCGUCCUCUCACUACGACGCGAUCGAGAAUCUCCAUACAUUCACUGGCGCCUUGUCAUCUCCUGCGAGACGCACACCUCUUGCAGGACUCGCCCACCGCGAUGUGCAGCUUAUCUUAAAGCGUGUCCGCAUGCUUUUAGAGGACGAGCAGGUCACGUCGGCACAUCAAUGCGAACCAGACGAGAACAGGCAAGGCAAAGAUGCUGGCGGAUUUCAGACGAAGGCGGAAGAGACGAACAUCCAGACGACGGUCAUAUGGGCUCUGGCGCGUUUCUGGUAUCACAUGCCCUGGAACCGCCCCUCCGACGAGGAUCGGGCCGCAAAUGCCCGCGACAUACUGGAGAAGCAGUUGUGCGCGGCUCUCGCGUCAUAUUCAGCCCAGCGGCGGAUGGUCUCGUCGGACAGGAGAAGCCCACGGUGUUCUAGAAGGAAUUCUAAGACAAUCCAGUACAGCUUUACGCCACGGGUUAUUCUCCGUGACAGCGACGGCGCGGGCCGUAAUACUCGCCGAGACAAUCGUCAGGCACACUUUUUACUCAAGACUACGGUCACCAUCGCCCACGUGGAUUUCCACUACAUUCCCCUGAGUAUCUGCCCGCACCAACUUUUCAACAACGACAACGUGCCAGCGUGGCAUCAAGCAUCGAUGCGAGAGGUGACACUUCUAAACCGUCGUGGGUGCCACGACGGACAGAUUUACGCUUGGGCGGAAGACGCCGUCAACCCCACACACGAGGGCCCAUCUAACGAGGAGAAGAAGAAGCAGCAGCAGCAGCUACUGAAUCACCGCGCGGUGGGCGGCAGCUGCGACCGUUGCCCGACGGACUUUUCUGUGCGUGCCAGUGACGCGGGUCUCGAAAUCACCGUGUGGCAAGACUUUGGCCCCGAGGCGUCCGUGACGGAUGUGUGGUGGCAGAGCCACGUUCCAGGCCCCGUGCUGCAGUCCAUGGCGCCAAACACGUGGCAGUCAGGGCUCACAGUCGAGCACGAUCCUGGAUCUGUUCGUGCGCUGUUCGAGACCGGUGUCACUGUGGAUAGCUUGUUACGAGAGCGGAAAAACCAUGUGCACAGACGACGGUGGUGGUGGUGA